AUGGCUCUACAGGUGAACUCCAUGGACGAGCCACGACUGUACCAGCAGACGCUUCUCCAAGACGGCCUGUACGACCUGCUGGAGAAUGACAAACUGGUGGACUGCGUUCUGAAAAUCAAGGACAAGGAGUUCCCGUGCCACCGUUUGGUCUUGUGCGCCUGCAGCUCCUAUUUCCGUGCUCUCUUUCUGUCCGACCUGGACGAGAGCAAAAAACGGGAGGUGGUCUUGGAGGACGUGGAGCCGGGGGUCAUGGGGCUCAUCCUCAAGUACCUGUACACCUCCAGGAUCAACGUGACGGAGCAGAACGUCCAGGACAUCUUCGCCGUGGCUAACAUCUACCAGAUCCCGUCCAUUUUCACAGUCUGCGUGUCCUUCCUCCAGAAGCGUCUGAGCCUCAGCAACUGCCUCGCGGUCUUCAGACUAGGCUUGAUGCUGGACUGCCCCAGGUUGGCCAUCUCGGCGCGGAACUUCGCCUGCGAGCGCUUCAGGCUCAUCUCCAGGGACGAGGACUUCCUCCAGCUGCAGCCCAACGAGCUGGCGGCCAUCCUGGCCAACGACAACCUGGACGUGGACUCCGAGGAGGUCGUGUUCGAGGCAUUGAUGAGCUGGGUGGCGCGAGACUCGGGGGAACGGGAGAAGGAGCUACCCGGUUUGCUGGACUGCGUUCGCUUGCGUCUGGUUGGCGAGGAGUACCUGAAGGAGAAGGUGGAGAAGAACAAACUCAUCGCAAAUAAUCCAGAGUUGCAAAAGAAGCUCCAGUUGGUCAGGGACGCUCAGGCGGGAAAAAUGCCUGAAGUAAAACCCAUCCUCAAGAAGAAGAAAGAAGGAGGGCAGAAUGAGGAGGAUGAGGAACAAGAGGAGAAUCUUCUUCCGAGUAUCCUGAACGACAACAUGCGUUUCGGGAUGUUUGUCCGCGAGCUGAUCCUGAUGGUCAGCGACACGGGAGCAGUGGCCUAUGACCCAAGGGGGAACGACUGCUACAUGGCGUCCGUCUCCACGCAGGUUCCCAAGAACCACGUCAGCCUGGUCACCAAGGAGAACCAGGUCUUCGUGGCCGGGGGUUUGUUCAUCGACGAACAGAAUAAGGAGGAUCCGCUUUGCUCGUACUUCCUACAGUACGACCCGGUCAACGCCGACUGGCUUGGGAUGCCCCCGCUCCCGUCCCCCCGCUUCCUGUUUGGGCUCGGGGAGGCCGAGAACUCCAUCUUCGUCAUGGGAGGGAAGGAAGUGAAGGAUCAGGAGCGCACGCUGGACUCGGUUACGGUCUACGACAGACAAUCUUUCAAAUGGGGCGAGUCGGACCCACUCCCGUACGCGGUCUACGGACAUGCAACGGUUUCCUCCAACGAUAUGGUUUAUGUGAUUGGAGGAAAAGGAGAAGACAAGAACUGCUUGAGUAAGAUGUACGCGUACGACGCCCGGAGGUUCGAAUGGAAGCAGCUGGCUCCCAUGAAGACCGCACGCUCGUUGUUCGGCGCAAGCGUUCACCAGAACAAAAUCUACGUGGCGGCCGGAGUCACAGACACGGGUCUGACGGAUUCCGUCGAGGUCUACGACAUCGCCAGCGACCGGUGGUCCGACCUGGAGCCGUUCCCCCAAGAACGCAGUUCCCUCAACUUGGUGUCUCUGGGGGGCUCGCUCUUUGCUGUGGGGGGGUUUGCCAUGAUGCCUCUGGAGGACAGCGAGGAGAUCAUUCCCAAAGAGAUGAAUGACAUCUGGAGGUAUAACGAGACUGAGAACAAGUGGAUCGGGAUCCUCAGAGAGAUCCAGUACGCCUCGGGUGCCACUAUUCUGGGGGUCCGACUAAAUACGCUGCGACUCACCAAGAUGUAA
Molecule: messenger RNA, 1833 nt
Organism: Syngnathoides biaculeatus (alligator pipefish)
Lineage: Eukaryota; Metazoa; Chordata; Actinopteri; Syngnathiformes; Syngnathidae
Gene: klhl40b
Product: kelch-like family member 40b
Exons: 6
Coding region: 1-1833 (610 amino acids)
Molecular function (GO): protein binding
Source: RefSeq, a predicted model, not a curated record